This is a messenger RNA of Pseudogymnoascus destructans, 1218 nucleotides long. RefSeq lists its product as uncharacterized. NCBI's taxonomy places the organism in Eukaryota, Fungi, Ascomycota, Leotiomycetes, Thelebolales, Thelebolaceae. Gene Ontology annotation, molecular function: FAD binding. The transcript is spliced from 6 exons. The coding region runs from base 1 to 1218 and encodes 405 amino acids. The record is from RefSeq and is a predicted model, not a curated record.
AUGUCUGAAGAUGUACCCUUUCGACUGCUCGUGAUUGGAGCUGGUAUUACUGGCCUGCUUAUCGCCCAGGGUCUGAAGAAGGAAGGCAUUGCAUGUAUCGUCUUCGAGUCCGAGCCCUCUGCGUCGCAUUAUAGAGCGGCGGAAUGGGGGGUGUCGAUCCAGUGGGGGAUCCCAUUACUACGACAAUGUCUUCCUGAAGCCCUCUUCGAUCGUCUUCAGUCCGUCGCAAAUGAUCCGUACUUCACCCCGCCUGACCUAGGACUUCUGCCGACUCUAAAUGGGAAAACUGGCGAGUUACUUAAGGAUGCCGCUGUUGCGGAUGUUCCGUGUAUCCAGAAGGAAUACGGUAAGACUUUGAAGGAUGUCGUAUAUGACGAUGAUAAAGACACUGUUAGGGCCGUUUUUGCGGAUUCUUCGCGAGCAGUUGGCUCGUUGCUUGUGGGCGCAGACGGGGCUCAUUCAGCCGUCCGAACCUGUAUUUUUGGGCCGGAAAAGGGCCGUGCAUCCAGUGUGCCAUAUUCAGCGGUGAACAUAUGCGUCAAGUAUGAUGAUGCUAAAAAAGCCCGCUUCGUGCGCCAGCUGCAUCCAAUAAUGGCUAUGGGAAUCCAUCCUGAUGGGCAUUGGUUGUGGAUAUCUAUCCAGAAUGUCCCUGAUCCCAACGACCCAGCCACUUGGAGCUUUCAGCUACAGACAACCUCGCACAAGGGCAAAGAUGAUGUUAUAUCGCUCGAAAACCUAAAGAAAAAAGCAGCAACUUUCGCAGAACCAUUCCGCUCUGCGAAUCUCUGGAUUCCGGAAGGCACAUCUAUACAUGAGAAUAAAAUCUCAUACUGGAUGCCUAUCCCUUGGGAUGAUCGUAAUGGGAGGAUCACCUUAGCUGGAGAUGCCGCACAUCCGAUGACAUUUCAACGCGGUCAAGGUAUGAAUCACGGUAUCACUGAUGCCGCCAGCUUUGUCACAAAGUUAAAGUCUGCUCUGGACGAUCACUCCAGCGUCAAAAAUGCCGUCAAGGCGUACAAUAUCGAAAUGAUUGAACGUGCUGGUGACGAGGUGGCUACCUCAAAAGAAAAUACUGAAAUGCUUCGUGACUGGUCAAGGAUGAUGGAUUCACCCAUUAUGCAGAAAGGGGGGCAUCCCAGAUCACAGCAGCCAUCUACCGAGGCUUUGGGGAGAACAGACAUGACAUCAAAACGUGCUCCACGAGUUAGACCUAGCUGA